AUGGCCGAUUCCUCUGCCUCGAGACUGGCCGCCAUCCCCUCGGCCGCCGAGCUGGUCAAAUUCGACCACAGCGCCGCCGGACAUGAGGGCAUCAGCUCCAAUGCCUCGGGGUCCCUGAUCAUCAAGCCGUGCACCCAGGCCGAGAUCGACUUCUAUGAAUCCGCCAAAGCCCACCCUCUGUUCCAAGCCCACAUCCCGACCUUCCUCGGGUCGCUGUCCCAGAAUGAGGACCAGGAGGCAGUGCGACCGCUCCUCGAUGCCGGUCGGGAUCAGUCUCUACAAGGUGGCCCAGGCGCGGGCACGGCCACAGUCACAACAGACCCCACGCCAGGACCGGUGAAGCGCAAGAGCUGGAAGCCGUCGGGCGGCAAGAAACUGUCCACGGGACUGGCGGUCGUGCUGGAGAAUGUGGCCGCAGGGUUUCAACAUCCGAAUGUGCUGGACGUCAAACUCGGGGCGCGGCUAUGGGACGACGACGCGCCAGUCGCGAAACGCCAGAAAUUUGAUGAAGUCGCGCAGCGCACCACGAGUGGCAGUCUGGGCUUCCGGAUCGCAGGGAUGAAGCUGUGGUGCCCCCCUCUUGGAGGAGGAGUUGGGGAGAAAGAAGGCCAACAAAGCUCCGCAGUCCCGAGCGACGAACCCAACGUCGAGUGGAAGAAGGGGUAUAAGAGCUACAACAAGUUCUACGGCCAGUCGUUCUCCAAAGACAACGUGGCCGAGGCGUUCACGACCUACCUAGGCGGCGUGCGACGAGACGAACAGACGGGCAAGACAGUGUUCAAGCGGAAACGGGCACCCUUGAUCGCUCGGCGCCUAAUUCGCGAGCUCGAGAGCAUCCAAUACGCGCUGGAGAACGAGGAGAGCAGAAUGUACAGUGCCAGCGUGCUCUUGGUGUACGAAGGCGACGAGGCUGCGUUGGAGGUCGGUCUCCAGGAGGAGGAAAAGGAAAAGGAAAAGGAGAAAGAGAGAGAAAGGGAACGGGAAAGGAGUCGGCACCAGGUCCGGGAGCAGGACACCGCUGAGCACGACGACGAAGACGAAGACUAUGACGACGAACAGCUAGCCUACGACGAGUAUGACGACGAAGAGUAUGGCAACGAAGACUUUGACGACGAAGACGAGCAGGCCAAUAUACCGCGAAAGGUACACGAGGCCAGACUCAUUGAUUUCGCGCAUGCCUCGUGGACCCCCGGCCAGGGGCCCGACGAGAACGUUCUCAAGGGCAUUCGGAGCCUGUUGGACAUCCUAAGGGGCUUGGUCGAGUAG
This is a messenger RNA of Capronia epimyces CBS 606.96, 1266 nucleotides long. RefSeq lists its product as uncharacterized. NCBI's taxonomy places the organism in Eukaryota, Fungi, Ascomycota, Eurotiomycetes, Chaetothyriales, Herpotrichiellaceae. The record is from RefSeq and is a predicted model, not a curated record. Gene Ontology annotation, cellular component: cytoplasm; nucleus. Gene Ontology annotation, molecular function: inositol hexakisphosphate kinase activity; inositol-1,4,5,6-tetrakisphosphate 3-kinase activity. Gene Ontology annotation, biological process: phosphatidylinositol phosphate biosynthetic process; inositol phosphate biosynthetic process. The transcript is spliced from 2 exons. Bases 1 to 1266 code for a protein of 421 amino acids.